Molecule: messenger RNA, 1915 nt
Organism: Branchiostoma floridae (Florida lancelet)
Lineage: Eukaryota; Metazoa; Chordata; Leptocardii; Amphioxiformes; Branchiostomatidae
Exons: 4
Coding region: 145-477 (110 amino acids)
Source: RefSeq, a predicted model, not a curated record
CACAAACAUUUAAAUAAAAACCAUCAAUCCACAUUUCCACACUCUUGCGUCCGGACCUGAGAAGAAGACGAAAAAGAAGAGCUCCAGAAGAGAGUCCCACCGUGCCCGUCUUGAAGAAAUACUCGAUCACCAGACAGUGCAAAGAUGAAGCUGCCAAUGUUCAUCCUUUUCAUGGGCUGCAUUGUACUCGCCGUGGCCAUCACUGAAGAGGAAAUGGAAGGCCUGGUGGAGGAAGUAGAAGACUUGGAGACCGAACUGGAAGAACUGGAGUUUGAAAUGGAGAAGCGAGACCAGGAUGACGAAGAUGAAGACCUGGAGGCUGAGGCAGAAGACUUGCAGGUACUGAACAUGAUGGAAAAACGUAAAGACAUGCAUAAGUCGUGCAUGGACUCCUGCAAAAAGAAGGGUAAAACACCUAAAAACAUGUGCUGGAAAGAAGGCAAGAAGUGGAAAGGGAUCACGCGAGUUGGUAAAUAAAUGGAUGAUGCAGUUUUUUGUUUAAUAUACCACCAAAGGAAUGUACUGUCAGCGUUUCCAUAGCCUUCAAACACCGCAAAAAUAUUUUUCUUCUUUUUUUGCUUACUCCAUGGACAAUUCUUAAAUGAAGAAAAAUAUUCAUGCAAGAAGAAAAUGUAGAAUAAAAUUCAAGCAAAUCGAGGAACUAUGCAAAUAUUUCUAGAGAUUUAAGCAAAAUCUUCUUUUUUUAUUUAAAAAGCAAGAAAAACGUUUUUUUGAUAACCAGAAAUACUAGAUUUUUUUUUUCUUCCUGAAAGUAAGAUUCUCUGUUAGGAAGCAAAAACAAGAUAAACAAUUAAAAUCAUUUUUGGAAAUACAAGAAAACAAAAUCUCAAAUUGUCUCAAAACUUAACAAGAAAAAAUUGCUUGCCCCAUGGAGAAGCACAUUUUUCGAAGAUUUCUUGGGGACAGAAUAACUUUCUUCCUAGAAGAUUAAUUUUCUGUGAAGAAGCAAAAUAAGAUAAACAAGAAAAAGCAUUUUUGGCAGUAAAGAUAUUCCUCUACCAAGUAAUGACAACCCCUGCAGUUGGAAAUACACCCUGAUAUACCCUUAUCAUAGUUAAUGUGCCCUCUCACUGCACUUGCGUCAAACUUGCGUUAAUGCGGGGUCCGUUCACUGCACCACUGAUUUCUUAUUUUAUCGAACAUUUAGAACUUAUACAUUGCGUAACACUUCAAAUAGUAUGAGUUAGAAGACAAAAUACACACAAAGUAAAUUUGUUCUUCAUCUCUGACAUUCGUUGAGUAUCUUUCAAACCCCGCAGUGACGCAAGCUUGACGUAAGUACAGUAAGAAUGCACCUGUAGCAGAAAAAUCCCUUGGGGGCCAGCCGGGAUCGGGUAGCUCAAACAGUUUCUUCGGUGGCCCAAGACAGUCAGGCCCGCCGAUCUCCUAUUCGCGCCCCGGGGAGUUUAAGCCCGAUAAGGUCCACCACGAUAACUCCUUCGGGAUUUAACUCCCAGGAGUGCUAAUGUAAGAUCGGCGGGCUGACUGCCUUGGCUCCCCGAACAAAACUUGCUAGAUACCCGGUCCUGUCUGGCGCCUCCCAUUGUAAAAAAAAUCCUUAAAACACUGGUAGAUAAAUUUCUCUCGAUUGUGUAGAAGACCUUAUCAUCCUCGAAACACAGAUAUCGACAGAUCAAUGGCCUCCAUCAUUAAAACAAAAAGUCUAAGGUUUUUACCAGACAUAUCACAAAUCUCUUAAACAGCUCUACCUCUUUUGACCAAUCGAAUUUUGUUACUAAUAUCGGCAAGGGUUUUAUUUUAGGUAAUCUUUAGAAUAACAUGAGAUAAAGUUAGUUUGAACACAAUGUUAGAGGUGUGCUUCUGGAAAAGCAAGGGAAUAGCAACGGAUGUUUUAGUAUGAAAAGAUAAUAAAACUGGUGACUGGUUUAAAAAA